AUGACAAAACGUGCACGUAAAUCAUCACAUGGCAAACAUUUAAUCAUCCAUGUGCCCCUGAAGAUACGUACCCAUCAUCAUAUGCAUACCGUGUACACUCAUGUUCAGGGUGGCGGAGGUGGUGGUGGCAAGCAUGGUAAUGAUGGAGGAGGAGGAGGUGGUGGUGGUCGGGAUAGCUCCAAAGGUGCCACCAAACAGACAAUCUACAAAAUAAUGGGUUAUUCGACUCAUCAUACAAGUGCUGGACCAGUUGUUGGAGGUGGUGGUACUGCUGGUCGUGGAUUUGGCCAUGGUUAUGGCCACAGUCACAGGCAAGGUCACCGUCACCAUCAUGGUAAUCGGGGAGGAGGUGGUGUAGAUUAUGGUGAAAUUAAUUACGAUGAUUAUACAAAUACGAAUUGUGGCAGUGCGGUUGGUGGUGGAGGUGGUGGCGGAGAUGGCGUUGAUGACUCUCUCGCCCAUGGCGAUAUGAUAUUUAAUCAUUAUUCCCGUCAAGAUGAAGAUGAUUAUCCCGACUUGGAAGAACUAAUUGAGGAUGAACGUGAACGUGACGAUGAAUGGGAGGAAUAG
Messenger RNA from Musca vetustissima, 570 nucleotides. RefSeq lists its product as uncharacterized. The transcript has a single exon. The coding region runs from base 1 to 570 and encodes 189 amino acids. NCBI's taxonomy places the organism in Eukaryota, Metazoa, Arthropoda, Insecta, Diptera, Muscidae. The record is from RefSeq and is a predicted model, not a curated record.